AUGCACGCGAAGCUUUUCUGGGAAAGUGAUAUCUUCAAAACGGUCGAAGCCGCGUGCUAUUCCCUCUUGAAGCAGAAGGAUGAUGCUUUGCUCGAAGAUGUCGAGAACGCGGUAGAGAUGAUCCGAAACGCUCAGCAUCCAGAUGGAUAUAUCAACAGCUACUUCACUGUUACCGGACUAUCUGACAGGUGGACGAAUCUCAGAGAUCUACACGAGCUCUAUUGUUUAGGUCACCUCGUAGAAGCCUGUGUCGCCUACGAAACGCUCACCAACAGCGGGAAAUUACUGGAACCCGUGACCAAAGCCAUCGGUCAUGUAGAUUCGGUGUUUGGAGCAGAGCCCGGCAAGCUACGAGGAUAUCCAGGACAUCAAGAGAUCGAGAUUGGUCUUCUUCGCCUCUUCGAGAUGACUAGAAACCCACUCUUCUUUAAUGUCGCCAAGUACUUCCUGAUGGAACGAGGCCGACGCGACGAGAAUAACGAAAUCUAUUUUGAUCUCGAGGCGCAUCGCCGUGGCGGCGAUCUUAAUUCCAACAUGUUUUUCGAGAUGAAAGCAUGGUAUCGGUUUCCGCGAGACUAUGCUUAUCACCAGGCUGACUGUACACUUGUCGAAGCCGACGAGUUGAAAGGCCACGCCGUGCGAGCCAUGUAUUACAUGAUAGCUGCGACCGACCUGUAUCGGCUGGAUGGCAAUGAACGAGUUAAGGAAGCCAUUGAUCGGCUUUGGCGAGACAUGGUUGACAAGAAGAUGUAUGUUACAGGAGGCCUAGGUGCGAUACGACAAUGGGAAGGAUUUGGUCCAUCGUAUUUUCUCUACGACACCGAGAAGCAAGGAACCUGUUAUACAGAAACAUGUGCUACUUUCGCAAUGAUCCUAUGGUGCCAACGACUGCUCAGAUUGAACCUUGACUCAGAAUAUGGUGAUGUCAUGGAGAUUGGGUUGUACAAUGGCUUUCUCGGAGCCAUCGGACUUGAUGGCACGACGUUCUACUAUGAGAAUCCGCUGAGAACAUAUACUGGUGAAGCCAAGAUACGUACGCCUUGGUUGGAUUGUGCCUGUUGUCCCCCAAAUGUUGCCAAGCUGCUUGGGCUUCUUGGGACGAUCAUCUAUUCUUACACCAGCAAAUAUGUCGCCAUCCAUCUUUACCUGGAGAGCUCAUUCGUAGUGCCAAACAUGGAUGUGGUAGUCUCUCAGACCACGGGCAUGCCAUGGUCGGGACAGGUCAACAUCACUGUUAAAGGCACCACUGGUCUCUGCUUACGUAUCCCGGGCUGGGCUCAACAUUAUACUUGCUCGCUGGAGGCAAGAGAGGAAAGAGGCUAUUUAUAUAUUGAACCUGCCCCGAACAUUGACCUCAAAUUGACUUUCACCAUGCAAGCGCGGAAAGUGUACACAAAUCCUAAGACGAACAAGGAUGAAGUGUGCAUCAUGCGUGGUCCUUUGGUCUAUUGCAUCGAGGAUGUGGAUAACGAUGUGGAUGUGGAUAACAUUCUUCUCCUGGACGAACCUUUGUCAGAUAUUGAGCCACAGCAGAUUGCUGGAGUUGACUCAGUAGUCCAGAUUCGUGCUGUCGGUAAAGAGAUCCUAGAUGACAAGCCAUCCUUGUAUCGCUUUGAGCCAUGGAAGCAUUCCUCUGAAAAGAAGUGUCUGACUUAUGUACCGUUCUUCCUUCGGGCGAAUCGUGGUGGAAAGGGAGGGAUGCGUGUGUGGUCAAAAUAUGUUCUCUGA
Messenger RNA from Exophiala aquamarina CBS 119918, 1728 nucleotides. RefSeq lists its product as uncharacterized. NCBI's taxonomy places the organism in Eukaryota, Fungi, Ascomycota, Eurotiomycetes, Chaetothyriales, Herpotrichiellaceae. The record is from RefSeq and is a predicted model, not a curated record. Gene Ontology annotation, biological process: carbohydrate metabolic process. The coding region runs from base 1 to 1728 and encodes 575 amino acids. The transcript has a single exon.